AUGAGGCUCUCCAAUCUGCUUUUGCUGGCUUUUUGCCUCCUGCUGCAAGAGGUGCAAUCCCAGGUGGCUUCCAUGUCCACAUCACCAGAUGCAAACGCCACACGGGCGGUGACGAAAGUUCUACGCCGGCACAAGCGUUAUCUGGCAUUUCCGGAGGGCUCUUCGGUUUCGGGCGCCAUCUGCAUGACGAUCGGCAUGAUUGGCAACCCCGAUGUCGACUAUCUCAGCUGGGCCGUCAACUGGGGCGUGGCCUACGAUCUGCCCAACCACCAGUGGGUCAUCCAACACGCCCACGGACUGAACGCCACCCUGCUCAAGGACACCAUCAAGCGACGCUCCCGACGAGCCUUCUAUGACGAAGUGCAGUCCCUAUUUGACAAUAUGGGUUUUAAUGGUCGCUCGUGCGUGGCUCGAGCCCUUUGCGAAAGUGCCAGGUUUAUGCUGCCGCCAGAUAAACGCGGUAACAUGUUGCAGGAGUUGGUCAGGACCGUCUUUAGCCUUCCCCCAACACCUGUGGCUGCCGACGAACCCCAGACCCAUCACCAGUACGAUGGUAUCUACCGCAGAUCCAAACGGAACUCACGCGAAUGUCACGAGAUAUAUCCAGGAUGCCAGUUCUCUCUGCUGGCUUUGGCUUUGGGAAAAUAUAUGGAAGCCACUACUACAAAAUUUAGUUCAUUUAGUUAUAUGUGA
Molecule: messenger RNA, 693 nt
Organism: Drosophila subpulchrella
Lineage: Eukaryota; Metazoa; Arthropoda; Insecta; Diptera; Drosophilidae
Exons: 3
Coding region: 1-693 (230 amino acids)
Source: RefSeq, a predicted model, not a curated record